AUGCCGCUUUCAACGAAUUCUAAUGGCAUUGGCGCUAGCAACUUCAGCAGUGAUCAAGGAAGUGUGGACUCUUGUCAUUACAGCAGCAAUGGCAGCGACAGCAACAGUGGGUCAUCUCCGUGUUCUCCUGAGGAACCAGACAGGUUUUCGAGAUCUGGCACUCCUCAACCCAUGCCGCCCAUACCGCCAGCUCUACAAGAAGACUGCCAAAGUGACGACUAUCCGCUUGAACACCACAGUACAACCAUCAAAAAGGACACCAAACACAGCUUAUCGAGUAGUAAUACGGACGAUUUCUCUGAUGAAAAAGGAAGAACAUUUUUUCAUCAAAAAACUUGCCCCGAUCGAACAAAAACUGUCAGUGAACCAGUCACUAAACCCGAAGGAAUCAAACACUUCUACCUCCCACAAAGUAGUUCGGUGCCAAAAUCUCAUUGUGAAUCAUUCCAAAGAGCUGAAACUCAAAAUAUUGUUCCUUCUUUCAAACAGACUGCUGACGCUUCUUGUUCUUCGAGUGAAUGCAAAACUGCUGAAUCUAGUGAGACAAGUGGUCAUUCCGAAUCUAUAUUCCAUUUUGAUAAGCGAAAUAAUAGUCAAAUUAAUUCUUGUAGCAGUAUUAGUCAGUCAAAUUGUUCCUCAACUGAAUUUCAGCAAUGUAGCUGGUUACAUUGUAAAACGUGUGUUGAAGGAAAUGCUGAACUAGUUGAGCAUAUUAGAUCAGAUCAUGUUCAACCACAAAUGGACAAAGAAAGUUUUGUGUGCUUGUGGACCGGCUGCAAGGUAUACAAUCGAACGUCGUGUUCCUUGAGCUGGCUGGAGCGUCACAUCUUGUGCCAUGGUGGUAACAAGCCUUUCAAGUGCAUUGUGGACAAUUGUAGUCAACGUUUUCCUACUCAGGCAGCUUUGCAACGACAUGUCAACUCUCAUUUUGAUCAGAAUGGUAGCCAUGGAAACAAGUCCAAUAAAUGUCGAGAUGAAAUGGCCUCAAAGAACUUUCGAAGAAAAAAGCACCUUAAGUACAAAAAAAGAAGUGCAUCUUCUGCCACAGAAGACUUCUUUGACACCAACAUAAUGGAACAAAUAAAAUUCAAGCUGGUGGAAUCGAACAUUUCAUCUCAGAGCAUGUCUUGUCCUGGUUUCGUCAUCUUUCACAGCAGGGUAAAAGCAAAAAGAUUUGAAAAAUCUGGUAAAGUGCUUGUUCUGUUAGAGUGGAUACCUCAGAAUGUGUUACCAGAUAGUUGGGAGUCAGAAAGUUCUGCUAUCAAGUACAAAAAAAUCCCAUACUCAUCACUGCCACCAGAGUCUCUUGCAUUUCUAACUUCAUCAACAAGCUCUUGCAAUACACCUCCUGUCAAGAGGCGUCGAAAGUGAAAAAAAUGUCUCAGUAGCUUUAACAAAAUAAAAUGUUCCUGCAAGUGCCAUUUGCAUAAAAAGACUUAUUCUCUGUUGAGUAAGAAAAGCAGUUACUUUAACAAUGUAAUUUAAAACCUCUUUGGACUCUCAUGAAAAAGAAAAAAAUAACUUGAAUUAGAUUAUAUGUUGUAAAGUAAGAGGCACAAAAAAAAAGGCAUAAAAAUUCUGUGUACAUUUUGCCAGUGCCUUUGUACGUUUUGUUGAAUUCUUUUCUUAUAUCCUCAGAACACAAUUCUACCAUUAGUCACAUACUAUUAUGCAGUCAUUUUAAAAAUAAGCAUGUUUUUAGUUGGGUCAGAAUAACCAUAUGAAUACGAAGCUGUAAAUUUGAUAGACCCACUUUUGUUCAAAAUGUUGCGGGUACAGUCGGACCAAUGUUUUCUUUCUAAACCUAGGGAACCACCCAAAUUUAGUCCAGUAGCGGGAGCAAUAUCAUGUCUGUAAUCAUUCGAUAAGUAUGUUUUGCGUUAUACUUGCAUCUCUUGAUGCACAAGUACUUUUAUUAUACUGGUAUAUUUAUUUAUUUGUAUUUCCCAUAAACAUUUUUUUGUUUGUUGUAUGUGUUAAUGUUUUGGUAAAAACUUGGCAUAUAAUGCCGAAGUUGUGUUCUUUAUACAGUUAGCAUAUGGGACGUCAAUACAUUUGCUAAAGAGUUUUGCCGCUACUAACAAAAGUUAGCAUGUUAUAAACAAAAAUUUUGUUGGAUCAUUUAAAUCUUCGAAAUAAAGUCUCCGAAUGAGCACUAAAUGCAUUUCUUGUCAUAAGAUUCAACAAGAAAAGUGUAUGUAUCAGUAAGAAUAAAGUAAUCUUUAACCAGUUCCCCCCAUUAAUUUAGAUCAAUUCCUAGUAAUUUUUCGGAACCACAAACGCACUUAUUAUUGAAGAAUGUUUGUUUUUACGUAUUAAUUAUACAUAUCUGCAAUAUCAAAGGGCAAAGUUUGUUGCUGUUUUCAAACCUCUAUUAAUCAUGCAUUAAAAAAAAAAACUGAAAUUGGUAUUUCGACCAAUUUUUCUGUUAUCAUACUUUGAGGGGCUUAGUUUGAAAGGGAGCUCACAGGAGCCUUCUGUACUUUUUUUUUCUUUUCACGUUUUAUGUGAAUUUUCGAACAUUGGGCAAAAUUCAGACCAUUUGCAUAUUCAUGUAAGCAGGGUUCAUGAUUUUUUAGUUUAAAUCAGAGAUUUCUUUUUUUUUUUAAUCUUCAAAAAUUUGUAGUUAUUAAUUACUUCACAUUCAUAAACAUAAUAUAUUCCAUACAGAAGAUGAAUUCAUUCAGCUUACAUUUAAAACUAAGAUAAGUUUUUUAACUUUUCAAUGCAAAAAUCUUAAAAGAUUUAUAAGUAUAUUAUAAAACUUAGAAGUGAUUUUGUUUUAUGCUUUGCUUAAAAAUCAAGUUUUCAUCAUCAUGUACGUUUUAGUGUAAAGGGAUAUGUUGAGCAACUACUUUGCUUAACUAUAUUAUUGAUUGUAUAAGAAAAACUAAAUUUUUAUUUGGUUCUGUACUGAAUUGAACUUUAAUUUUGGAGUAAAAGCAAUAUUGCGAGAGUGAAUCUGUUCCACACGCUGAAAGAAUGAUCUAUGUAGUUUUGCCCGUCAAAGUAAAGAUUGUAUCAUGCAGUGUAGUUAAAUUUAGAACAAAACAUUCUAAAAAUGCAAAAUUAAUUUAUAAAAAUAAAAUGAACUGAUUUUAAUUAGUGAUUUUGUUUAAUAAAAUCACUUCAUUUAAAUCAACGAACCCUACAUAUGAGUUCUGAAAAGUAUAGGGCUCCCACACUUCUUAUGAUUGAAAUUAUGCCCGAAGAAAACUUCGUCUGUGCGAGAAAAUGUCAGUUUUGUUAGAUUUUUAAGUAUUGAAAAAUGCUUUCCCUCUUCCCAGUCUGCACAAACAUUGAUUUUUUGUCAUUUGUCGCCCUUCCACAAGUUAUAGAUUGAAAAGAUACCUUUUCUUGUAAAGCUGGUUUUGUGUGACAUUAAAGUAGAUAAGUCUUGCAGUCAGCUCUUGUGUUAUUUAUUGCUCUGUAUAUGUAUGGUGUUUUUUAAUUGUUUAAUAACUAAAAGAAGAAAAACUUUUUUUCCAACUGAUAAAAGUUUUGAAGUGUUUAACAAUUCAUUUUUCAAAAUGAAAUGGGGAAAAAAAAAGAUUGAGAAAAAUUUGUUUAUAUCAGUUAACAAUUAGAUUUUUUUUUUUCUAUGCUGAA
This is a messenger RNA of Uloborus diversus, 3609 nucleotides long. Its product is annotated as zinc finger protein aebp2-like. Bases 1 to 1371 code for a protein of 456 amino acids. Gene Ontology annotation, biological process: regulation of transcription by RNA polymerase II. Lineage: Eukaryota; Metazoa; Arthropoda; Arachnida; Araneae; Uloboridae. Gene Ontology annotation, cellular component: ESC/E(Z) complex. The transcript has 6 exons. The record is from RefSeq and is a predicted model, not a curated record.